UAUAUCGUAACGAUUAUGAUAUUACGAUUCAAGUUAGUUAAAAAACAUCGACUUGAUAUCGGUCGCACUAAACUUCAAAAUGACAACAAGAAAAACACAACACUAGUAUGUACGAUCUCGAAGAACGUUGAGUGUUUAUUUCGCGUUUAUUUAAAGUUUGGUGUUAAUUUACAAGUGAAACGUUACGAACAAGUGCGCAGAAAUCUAAGGUCAAAGCAGACAGAAAUGUUUAUAGACGAAAACGAAGUGCCGGAGUCAUGGUGGGUCUCCGCGGCGCUGAAGGCGAUCCGAGCGGUCGCGCUCGUGUUCGACGUGCUCACGUUCCCCGUGCACCUCGCGCUGCAGCGGCCGUGGCGCAAGAGGGCGCUGUCCCGCCGGAUCAAGGCCCGCAUAAUCCAAAGCAGCAACGACAGCGUGACCGUCCGCUCCGUCGCUGAGCCCACCGAGCUCCACCUCCGCAUGGUGCGCGACAAUGUGCUCACCAUGGAGGGCAUGCUGCGCGCCGCCGCGGCUCGCUGGGCUGACAAACCUGCACUGGGAACAAGGACCGUGUUAGGUGAAGAAGAUGAACCGCAGCCUAACGGACGGGUCUUCAAGAAGUUCAAGAUGGGCACAUACACAUGGCGCUCGUACAGCGACGUGGAGGCCGAGGCGAGCCUGUUCGCGGCCGGGCUGCGCGAGCUGGGCUGCGCGCCGCGCCGCAACGUCGUCAUGUUCGCCGAGACCCGCGCCGAGUGGAUGCUCGCUGCCCACGGCUGCUUCAAGCAGAGCAUUCCCGUUGUGACCAUCUACGCGACCCUCGGCGACGACGCCAUCGCUCACGGCAUCAACGAGACGGAAGUCUCCACCGUCAUCACAACGCACGAAUUGCUGCCCAAGUUCAAGAAAAUUCUGGCUAAAACACCUCUGGUUGAUACCAUCAUUUAUAUGGAAGAUCAACUGAAAUCUACGGAUACGAAGGGAUACAAGGAGGGAAUUAGGAUUGUUGCGUACAAGGAUGUGCUUGAGAAAGGAAAAUUCUCCAAAAUUGAGUCGGUCCCGCCGUCGGCGGCGGACACGGCCAUCGUGAUGUACACGUCGGGCUCCACCGGCGUGCCCAAGGGCGUCAUCCUGUCGCACCGCAACAUGCUGUCCACUCUCAAGGCCUUUGUUGAUGCCGUGCCCAUUUAUGACAGCGACGUGCUGAUGGGUUUCCUGCCGCUGGCGCACGUGUUCGAGCUGCUGGCCGAGAGCCUGUGCAUCAUCGCCGGCGUCCCGAUCGGUUACUCGACCCCGCUGACCAUGCUGGACUCGUCCAGCAAAAUCAUGAAGGGCACGAAGGGCGACGCCACCGUGCUGCGCCCCACCUGCAUGACCACGGUUCCUUUGAUCAUGGACCGCAUCAGCAAAGGCAUCACGGACAAGGUGACCCGCUCCGGCCCCAUGGCGGCGGCCGCCUUCAAGUGGGCCUACAGCUACAAGCUCACGUGGAUGCGGCGCGGGUACGACACGCCGCUGCUUAACAAACUGAUGUUCUCGAAAGUGUCGGCUCUGCUCGGCGGGCGCAUGCGCCUGAUGAUCUCCGGCGGCGCGCCGCUGUCCCCCGACACGCACGCGCAGGUGCGCGUGUGCCUGUGCUGCGACGUGGUGACCGGCUACGGCCUCACCGAGACCACCUCCUGCGCCACCGUGGCCGACGCCCACGACCGUUCGACGGGCCGCGUGGGCGCGCCCACCACCGGCACGGACAUCCGGCUCGUGACGUGGGAGGAGGGCAACUACCGCGUCACCAACAAGCCCUUCCCGCAGGGUGAGAUAGUGAUUGGCGGCGGCAGCGUGGCCGAGGGCUACUACCGCAACCCGGAGAAGACGAGGGAGGAGUUCUUCGACGUGGAGGGCCGCCGCUGGUUCCGCUCCGGGGACAUCGGCGAGCUGCACCACGACGGCUGCAUCAAGAUCAUCGACCGUAAGAAGGACCUGGUGAAGCUGCAGGCCGGCGAGUACGUGUCGCUGGGCAAGGUGGAGGCGGAGCUGAAGACGUGCCCCAUCGUGGAGAACAUCUGCGUGUACGGCGACAGCUCCAAGAACAACACCGUGGCGCUGCUCGUGCCGCACCCGCAGCACCUGGCCGAGCUGGCUGCUAGGGCCGGCGUGCAGGAGAAAGAAUUCGACAAGCUGUGCAAGAACUCGCAAGUGGAGAAGCUGGUGGUGAAGGAGCUGGCGGAGCACGCGCGCAAGUGCGGCCUGGAGCGCUUCGAGGUGCCCACCGCCGUCAAGCUGUGCACCGAGGUGUGGUCGCCCGACAUGGGGCUGGUCACGGCCGCCUUCAAGAUCAAGCGGAAAGACAUCCAGGAGCGCUACAAGGAGGACAUCAAGCGCAUGUACGCCUCGUGAGCCCCGCGAGCCCCGCGCCCCCCGCGAGCCCCGCGCCCGGCCCGCCCGCGCUGAACCUAGUUUACAUGUCUCCGCGCAUAUUAUCGGUACGUCAUCUUUAAACGUUGCUGAACAAAUUCCUUGUCGCCGAGACGUCGGUCGGGUUUCAUACUUGGUGUCGAAAGUUGUUUGCGAUGAAGUUAAUUAAUGUCACUUAAUACUGUGAACGGUGGACGGUUGUACUGUAAUAUCCGUUUAAUUUAGUGGCAUCCUCGAUUCAAUGUUACGAUUCAUCAUAUUUUAUAUACGUUAGUGGGUAUACAGUAAAUUCUACUAUUUAACUUAAAUUUGUGUGAAAAUACUUAAACUAGGUUUAACGUUACGGUCGCCGUUUGAUACUAAAUCUAGUGUUCCCCUGACACCUUAGGUCUUUGAAAUCGAUAGUUUAUUUUCUAAUCAUCGUCGGAGGAACACUAGACGUGGCUGUAGGAUACUUAGAUAUUGAAUCGGAUCAUCUACUCGUAUUCCAAUAUGAAAUAUUGCAAUGUGAGUACAUGAUUUGCUCAUAAAACUAGUUUCGUGUCAAACUAAUUAAUUCCUUGCGAGAGCACGGGACCGGUUAUAUACCGGUACCGAUAGAUCACCGGUAAUGUUCGGCAGUACCGGAUAUCUACAAGUGGCCCCGCGUCGGCAGGCCCGCGCUGUCUUGGCAAUUCUAAACCAUAAUUUAACGUCAUAACAAAUGCUACUGAUCUUUAUUAGGCAUUAAAGCACAGCUUAUUUCAUCAUCGAUUGUUUCGUACUGGUUUUGUCAUUGAAGACAAUUUUGUGAGCGACAGGAGGAGGAGGUUUUAUGUGCUGGAUUUUUAUCCUAGUCAGCUUAGGAAAAUUUUGUGACAGCAGGGUACGGCAAGACUUACCGGUGGUGCUGGCCAUGCUUGUGGGCCCUUUAUGCAAUGCACCUUUAAUGUUUCACCGUGGUAUAAGAGCUUCAUACAAAAUGUAUGAAAAGAGUCAUGGCAAUUAGUCAAGACCGCAGACAUAUUUUCAGAGAAUGACCCAUAUAUGGCUUUUACAAGCUAGAUCUUGCCUCAGUGUUCCAUUUUGUUGAUGGCAAGCUGUCUGUCCAAUGCCACCUUAGUGCUAUAUAUCGUUGCUAUAAUUUAUUCUGUAAAUUUUUUAAAGGAUUGCUGAGUUUAGACAGAGUGCUGUUCCAUUAGUACAGAAAUCCUUAGCUAGGGUCUGUUUUAAUAACUUUUUAAAUACCCCUGAAGAAGCAAUGCCCGGGGUUAUCAGAGUUCAGUAACAUAAAAUCUGAAGAUACUUAUUUUCACCGUGAUGUUGAAAAGGCUUUCAUGACAUACAACCAGCAGUUGUUUGAUGAGAAAACACCUAUACAACGCUCGCAAUGUUGGCAGCAUGUACACUCCGUUGUUGUACGGAGGAGGUAUAUCCUACCUCAUUAGUAAAUGACCUGAAGAGUUAAUUGGGAAGAAAUUUGCCUUAUUCUCGGGUUCUUAAGGUUCUGGUCUAGCAUCUGCAGUGUUUUCUAUAAACAUUUGUAAUGAUAUAAGAAAGGGGUCCAAGUUGGAGCUUACCACUUCGUUAUAUGCCACAGUUUCCUACUUAGAUAAAAAAGUGAGUGUGGAGUUUAGUAAGUUUUCGAAGAUCAUGGAAGUCAGAACAAAGAUGCUGCUCAGCUCCAUAUUAAUCGAGUGGGUCCACGUUGCCUGGUACAUACUACCCAGUUAACCUAGUGGCUCUGUGUGCUGUGUUCCUCGCGAGGCUAGCUUUAAACUGAAUAAAUGAAUGGUUUCGCCAUUUUGGAAAAAAUCCUUAUUCUGAAUCCUCAAAAAAACAUUAUUAUCCAACCUGCUCACAACAUUUCAUGAGAAUCGGUUGAGAAAUGCGUAGUUAAUGCUAUCUGUAGACGAGAAUAUCCGGACAUACUAAAGCAUUUUAGUUUCACUCCACUAACGCUUGGUCAAAAAAUACUGUAGAAAUACCGAAGAUAUGAAAUAAGUGCCAUUCCAGUGUUAGGCAAGCUCAGCGUUUCAAACGCCGGUUGACGAAAUUUAGAAUUCGCUAUUCUACUUUUCAAUUGUGAAUUCACAACACCCGGGGCUUUUGAACCCGGGGCUUACCUGUGAUAAAGAUCAGUACAGUAAGUGGUUCCGUGCCUGUAGUCGGCGAUUUCUGUACAUAGAUGUUAUUUUAAAGAUAUAAUGGAUACGAGAUGCGCCUCUGUGAGGCGACCGCUGUUGUAUUUAUUUAUUUCAAUCGGGAACGAAAUUACUCACGCGGUAAACGGCCCUCGAGACCGUUAGGAACUGUACAGAUUUCUUCAAUGUAGUUUUGUAUUUUGUAAAUUAUUUAUGAAAAUAAUAGGUAGGUUAGCGGACCGACUAGGCCUCCAUUUUUAUAGAAUUAUUUGUAUAUCGUGCACAUCACAUUAUCUUUUUAGAUAUGUAAACGUUUUAAAUAUUUUAUGCCAAAUACAGUGUGUAAAAAACGAAAUAGCAUCGUCGUAAAUACUGUUUAUUCUCGGGGACCUAUUUUAUAUUCGAUAUUCGUUUGAUAAUUAUAGAUAUUUUUCAGUAGAAGCUCUAGUAUUUUUAUGUCAAUUAGGACCCCAUAUAGACAGAUUUACUGACGAUGCAAUCUCGGUCUAAAAUAGAAAUCACGCAUUUGAACCCAAGCACCAAACUGUAACAAACAUUAGCAGGAAUCUUCCUUCGGCUCUAAGUUUCUAUAUUAUAAUAAUUUUGAUAUAAGUGUUGUACAUAUUUAUGUCGAAAUAGUUUUAACGGUAGCAAUGCAAUGCGUGAAUGGUGUCGAUAUAUUGUAUAGUACAUCGCAACCAUGUUCAGAGAUUUCAUGAGAUUUAUGUAUAUUUAAGACCCUCAUGUCAUAGGCAGAUCUGAAUCAUGUUGAGUGUGUGUGACUGUUUGGGGUUCGGUCUUAUAUUCAAGGUAUGUAGUCGUGGCAAUUAUAUAACUGACUUUUGUAAUUGCCAUGGUUAAAACAAAAACAUGCAUUUUUGUGGUAAUUACAAGCGAUCUCUACAAUGGGCAAUCUUCCAAGUACGAUUACCUUUGUAUAAGAGCUAACAAACUGCACAGAGCAGGAACAGAAUAACAAGAAAUAGUUAAUCGAAUUGUAUAAUUGCCAUGACCAAUUUUGAAAAAAAAAAAAAAAAACUAAUUGGUUAGCGUGUUUAAAGCGCUGAAUGAGUGAGUAUAAGAUCACUAUAAGACCGCGCUCCGAAUCACUCAUAAUAAAUACUGAAAUUCUUUAGAGUAAGUUAAUUGUUAUAGUACUAGGGUGGGCGGGAAUGUUUCGCUGCUGUUGAAAACUUUAAUAAUAAUUUUGCAAUAAUAGUUUCGAUUAGUUCGGGAUGUAGCAUGUAAUGCGUUAGUGUAGCUCAGUUGCGUUAUUUUAGCCAAAUUGUUUUAUGAUUUAGGAUCGUGGGCGUCCGCCCUGAAAAUUGUUACUUAGUUUUACUUUUAUCAUGGCUAUUGUGCAUUUUAAUUCCGGGCGCAUUUUGCUGAGCAUUUACUCACCCCAGUUCGGUAUUUCGUAUAAUGGAAUUUAAAAAUCAAUGUAUACUCGUGCAUAGUAUAGGUAUAUGUUACCUAGCUGUACACAUAUUCCAUCGAUGUAUUUAAUGUGAACAUGAUCGUUACUAUAAUAGGUAGCAUCAUAUUUUUCGAUGUAUGUAAUCGUUUUGAAUAACAAAAUGGUAUUAGCAAGUUAUUGCUCAGUUUAUGUGACUGCGUUUUGUUUGAAAUUCUUAAAAUACAAUUGAAAACAAUAAAUGUUAAUAAAAUCAU
Molecule: messenger RNA, 6185 nt
Organism: Cydia pomonella (codling moth)
Lineage: Eukaryota; Metazoa; Arthropoda; Insecta; Lepidoptera; Tortricidae
Gene: Acsl
Product: long-chain-fatty-acid--CoA ligase 4
Exons: 15
Coding region: 16-2373 (785 amino acids)
Biological process (GO): long-chain fatty acid metabolic process; neuron differentiation; long-chain fatty-acyl-CoA metabolic process
Cellular component (GO): lipid droplet; plasma membrane; endoplasmic reticulum
Molecular function (GO): palmitoyl-CoA ligase activity
Source: RefSeq, a predicted model, not a curated record